This is a messenger RNA of Arctia plantaginis, 1494 nucleotides long. The record is from the annotation of a GenBank genome assembly. NCBI's taxonomy places the organism in Eukaryota, Metazoa, Arthropoda, Insecta, Lepidoptera, Erebidae.
AUGAAAUUGAGUGAUGGAAGGGGAGAUUUGGUCUCAUUUUCUUCAUUAGCACAACCGUGUGAAGCUGGAGUGGUGCUUGCCGCUCUCGCCGUAUCUCUGGCACCCUUCUCAGCCGGUCUUGGCAAAGGAUACAGUUCUCCAGCUAUUGCUUCUCUUCAGGGAUCAGGUGCCAACGCGACUAGAAGAGACUUCCACCUGACAGACCAGCAGGCUUCUUGGCUCGCCUCGUUAUCAUUUCUUGGAGCGCUAUUCGGUGGUAUGGCAGGCGGAGCAGCGAUGCGUCACGGGCGACGACGGGUGCUUUCCCUAGCUGCUGCGCCCUGCAGCCUAUCCUGGCUGCUCACAACUGUGGCAACUUCAGUCAGGAUGAUGUGUAUCACUGCCUUUUUAGGAGGGUUCUGCUGUUCUAUACUUACGAUGCUAUCACAGGUUUACAUCAGUGAGAUAUCAGUACCUGAUAUCCGCGGAUGCCUCAGCGCAGUGCUCAAAAUAGUCGGUCACCUCGGAGUUCUCUUCAGUUUUACAAUCGGAGCCUAUCUUGAUUGGCAACAGCUGGCACUCUGCAUAUCUGCUGCUCCAUUACUCUUAUUCUGCACGGUACUGUACAUACCAGAAACACCAAGCUACCUUGUGUUGGCUGGCAGAGAUGAAGAAGCAUACAAAAGUCUUUUAUGGUUAAGAGGCCCAAAUUCCGACGUAGCUCAAGAGUUGGCAACGAUACGUACUAAUGUUCUAGCAAGUAAAAACUUCAGCCAAAGGCAAAGUCAAAUGUCUGGUAGCCAGCUCAUCAACUCCUUGGAUGUCAGGACCAUGAAUAGGUUGCUAGGACCAAUCCUAGUGACGUGUGGUCUAAUGAUGUUUCAACGAUUUUCUGGUGCUCAUGCGUUCUCGUUUUAUGCUGUCCCGAUAUUUCGAAAGACUUUCGGAGGUAUGAAUCCUCAUGGAGCUGCAAUUGCGGUGUCUUUUGUCCAACUGCUUGCGUCUUGUCUUUCUGGCUUAUUAAUUGACACAGUAGGCCGUCUUCCUCUACUGAUAGUCAGUUCGGUACUGAUGUCAAUGGCAUUAGCUGGAUUUGGGAGUUAUGCUUAUUAUGAGGAAGUACAUCGUAAUCAGAGAAUUCAAAACGUAAUGUUUCAUCAAACAAUCGGUCAAAACGACUGGAUUCCAUUACUCUGUGUCUUGGUGUUUACCAUAGCUUUCUCGCUAGGUAUGAGUCCAAUAUCGUGGCUGCUUAUUGGAGAAUUGUUCCCUUUGGAAUACAGAGCAUUUGGCAGUGCAAUGGCGACUGCGUUUAGUUACCUUUGCGCAUUUGUGGGUGUCAAAACAUUUGUCGAUUUCCAGCAGACUUUGGGGUUACAUGGGGCAUUUUGGUUGUACGCUUCUAUAAGUGUUGGAGGUCUCUGUUUCGUGGUGUGCUGUGUACCGGAAACAAAAGGUAAAGAUUUAGAUGAAAUGGAUCCAAAUUACGUUCAAAGUCUAUCGCCUAAGAGGUAA